CAGUGGGCCGCCGCCUGGGUUACGCAGCCGCCGCCACCAGCGCUGACAGAGCCGGGCAGGAGGGGUUUGCCCGAGCAUCUCCAGAGGCGAGGCGGCAGCCCGGGACCGAGGAGCAGAGGAGGAGCAGGAGGCGGGCAGCGGAAAGAAUACCUGGAAUAAGGCGGACAGUAAUAAUAAAAGGUGGCAGGAGAAGGAGGGCGCGGGAACAGCGGGGGGACGAAGACAGCCGGUCCGGCCCGGCCGCGGGACAGCAUCGGCUCCCGUCGGGGCAUGGCCUGAAACGCCCCCGCUCCCCGUACCAUGGCAGCCGACGGCGGCCUCGACGUGGCAGCGGUGGAAAGUUUCCUGGACAGGCACCCCGAACUGGUGGAGAGGUGGCUGAAAAGGAGAAACUCGCUUCCCAAGGCGCCCGCCGGCGGAGCGUCGGAGGAGCGGCGGGUCGGCGGCGGCUGGGGCUGCUCGGGCGGGCCCGGAGCCGGGGGGCUGCAGCGGCGGGCUUCCCAGAAAGAGCUGCGGAAGAGCUUCGCCCGCUCCAAGGCCAUCCACGUCAACCUCACCUACGACGAGCACGUGCACGCCCGGGCGCAGGAGCCGCUGAGCAGCGUGCGGCGCCGGGCACUGCUGCGGAAAGCCAGCUCCUUGCCCCCCACCACCGCGCACAUCCUCAGCGCCCUGCUGGAGUCCCGCGUCAGCCUGCCCCAAUACCCGCCCCCGGCCCUGGACUACAAGCGCUACCUCAAGGAGCAUAACGAACGGCAGUUCUUCCUGGAGCUGGUCAAGGACAUCUCCAACGACCUGGACCUCACCAGCCUCAGCUACAAGAUCCUCAUCUUCGUCUGCCUCAUGGUGGACGCCGACCGGGGCUCGCUCUUCCUGGUGGAGGGGGCGGCCGCCGGCAAGAAGAGUCUGGUCUCCAAGUUCUUCGACGUACAUGCCGGCACCCCGUUGCUGCCCUGCGGCUCCACCGAGAAUAGCAGCGAGGUGCAGGUGCCCUGGGGCAAGGGCAUCAUCGGCUACGUGGCGGAGCACGGAGAGACGGUCAACAUCCCCGACGCCUACCAGGAUCGUCGCUUUAAUGAUGAGAUUGACAAACUGACUGGAUACAAGACAAAGUCACUUCUGUGCAUGCCCAUAAGAAACAGUGAUGGAGAGGUUAUUGGUGUGGCACAAGCAAUAAAUAAGACUCCUGGAGGUGCCCCGUUUUCUGAUGACGAUGAAAAAGUGAUGCAGAUGUACCUCCCAUUCUGUGGGAUUGCCAUAUCCAAUGCCCAGCUAUUUGCAGCCUCAAGGAAGGAAUAUGACAGAAGCAGGGCUUUACUGGAAGUAGUGAACGACCUCUUUGAAGAACAGACUGACUUAGAGAAGAUUGUCAAGAAAAUAAUGCAUCGGGCCCAGACUCUACUCAAGUGUGAACGGUGUUCAGUAUUACUUCUGGAAGAUAUUGAAUCCCCUGUAGUGAAAUUUACAAAAUCCUUUGAGCUGCUAUCUCCAAAAUGCAGUGCUGAUACUGAAAACAGUUUCAAAGAAGGUGUGGAGAAAUCACCAUCUUACUCUGACUGGCUAAUAAAUAACAGCAUUGCUGAACUUGUAGCUUCCACGGGUCUCCCGGUGAAUAUCAGUGAUGCCUAUCAGGAUCCUCGCUUUGAUGCUGAAGCUGACCAGAUUUCUGGCUUUCACAUAAGGUCUGUUCUCUGUGUUCCUAUAUGGAAUAGCAACCACCAAAUAAUUGGGGUAGCUCAAGUGUUGAACAGACUCGAUGGGAAGCCCUUUGAUGAUGCUGACCAGCGACUGUUUGAGGCCUUUGUUAUUUUCUGUGGUCUGGGCAUCAACAACACGAUUAUGUAUGACCAAGUGAAGAAAUCCUGGGCAAAACAGUCUGUGGCUCUUGAUGUUUUAUCUUAUCAUGCAACAUGUUCAAAGGCAGAAGUUGAUAAAUUUAAGACUGCAAACAUCCCUCUGGUGUCAGAGCUUGGCAUUGAUGACAUCCAUUUUGAUGACUUCUCACUCGAUGUGGAUGCCAUGAUUACUGCAGCCCUGCGGAUGUUCAUGGAACUUGGAAUGGUUCAGAAAUUUAAAAUUGACUACGAGACGCUGUGUAGGUGGCUUUUGACAGUUAGGAAGAAUUAUCGAAUGGUUUUGUAUCACAACUGGAGACAUGCUUUCAAUGUGUGCCAACUAAUGUUUGCCAUGUUAACUACAGCAGGAUUUCAAGAGAUUCUGACUGAAAUUGAAAUUUUAGCUUUGAUUGUGGGAUGCUUGUGUCACGACCUUGACCACAGGGGAACCAACAAUGCCUUCCAAGCCAAGAGCGGAUCAGCCUUAGCUCAGCUCUACGGCACCUCUGCUACCUUGGAGCACCACCAUUUCAAUCAUGCUGUCAUGAUUCUCCAAAGUGCGGGUCACAACAUCUUUGCUAACUUGUCCUCUAAGGACUACAGUGACCUUAUGCAGCUUCUAAAGCAAUCGAUAUUGGCAACAGACCUCACUCUGUAUUUUGAGAGAAGGACGGAAUUCUUUGAACUUGUCAGUAAAGGUGGUUAUGAUUGGAAUGCUAAAAACCAUCGAGAAAUAUUUCGAUCAAUGCUAAUGACAGCCUGUGACCUUGGAGCUGUGACCAAACCGUGGGAGAUUUCAAGACAGGCAGCUGAGCUGGUAACCAGUGAGUUUUUUGAACAAGGAGAUAGAGAAAGAUCUGAACUGAAACUCAUUCCUUCAGCCAUUUUUGAUCGGAACAGGAAAGAUGAACUACCCAGGUUGCAGCUCGAGUGGAUUGAUAGCAUCUGCAUGCCAUUGUAUGAGUGUCUUGUGAAGCUGAAUGUGAAACUGAAGCCUAUGCUGGACUCUGUGGCAGUAAAUAGAGGUAAAUGGGAGGAGUUGCACCAACAAAGACUUCCUUCUCAGGCAGCAUCCUCAUCCUCCUUUACCUCUACCUUUACCAUGUCUCUCAAAGACAUAAAUUAAGCCUGCAAAUGUCAGUGUCUAUUUAUGAUAAAAGCCGUCUGAAAGGAUUUCAAAAGCUUUGGCACACCAUUUUUUUAAUUUUUUUUUUAUUUUUUUAAAGAAACAUUUUCACAGAUAUGCUUAAUUGAUCGGAUGGUAUCUUGAUGGCAGCCUGGUUUGCUAUUACUUCCCUUCUGAAGGGAAGGCCUGCAGCAAGAUUACACUGGUUUCCAAAGCGACAAGAACGACUUAGCACAAGAAACAUUCAUUCAGCUCUGCUACAUUUCAGCUGCUACCAUAAAAAUCUGUAAAACUGACAACAGACUGAAAUAUAAGAACUCACAACUUAAUAAAAUUAAUAAUACAGAGCAGAACUGCAAUAUGAGGUGGUCAAUUCAUAUGCAAGAAGCUGCAGGAAAACACAAUAGUAUGUAAUUGCAUUGUUGUUUUGCAUCUCUUCAGUACAGUUAUGAAUCCAUUAUGCCUGCUUUUAUGAUGUUCCUCUCUUCCUUCCUCUUUUAUGCCUAGAUGUUCUGAGAAGCCUGCUUUGUAUUCUAAAGAAGUAUUUUUUUACAACAACGCUUCUUAGUGAUUGAUCAGGGCCUUUAGAAUUGCCUACCUUUGCUACAUUUAAAAACAAACUUUAUUAUCUUUAAAAAUACCAAUCUGUCCCUGCUUCCCUGAGAAAUUCAUACUAACAAUGCAGUAAAUUUCUCAGCAAGGGGAAGCUUGCAUUAAAACAAAACACUGCAUGCUAAUUUUAGAGGUUGUUUUUUUUUUUUUUUUUUUUUUUUUAAAUACACCUUUAGCACUUUUUUUUUUUUUUUUUUUUUUUUAAAUUUACAGUGUACCCUAAGGGAAAAAGUAAUGGGCUUCAAUGAAUAUAGAAUAAAAAGGAAAUCUGCUGCCUUAUGCUUCAGGUUUAUAUUAAAUUGAAAACUGGACCAUGGAUGAACCUCUCCAGUAUAAUUUGCAGUGGAAAUGAAUAUUUUAAAAUGGUAAAGUUAAAGAAUAUUAUCAUACUGAACUGACUACCUCUUACUUUUCUUGCAGUACUUUCAGUACACUUUAAGAUGAUGUUAUUACAGCUAGCACAGCGCUAGGCUCACACAUAAACAUCUGUGGUAGAGGGGUUCUUUAAAGUUCAAUCAAAACCAAUAGGUCACAAAACCAAAUGCGUUCAGCUCUGUGUGAUGACACUGAUACUAUGUGAAAGUUGGUCUCCUUCCAUUAGUGCACAGAUCACUAGUGCAGCAAAGCUAUGGCAUCUGAACUGAGGAUGCCUUCUCUGCUGCGUGAUGGGACCCAAGAGGAGUCAUGUUGCAGCGCUUAAGAGUUCCCAUUCAUGGGAGAAGAAAAGCCUUUGUACUCAUUGAAAAUGCCAUAGUGAAUAUAGGCUUGUCUGGCAACCAAAAUUAAAGCUGAAUUUGGAUACAUUUUACACCUGUGAUGAUGUUCGUUUGCUUCAUUGAAUAACCUUGAACUGGCACCAGCUUCACAGAAACCAGAACCUGGCUCAACCAAAUGAAUGCCAAAAAGAGCCUCCCUGCUUCCCUGUGAAAAGGAGUCCUUCUCACCUUUCAAAAGCUGACAUCUGUCUGACAGUCAAACAGAAACAACAAAUCUGCUGAGCGCUCCCUUAAGUAAAAACACAGCCCAAAACAAAACCAAAGUCCUCUGUGCUACCAAUCACGUGUACAGGGGAAUAGGUGGAAGUUUCAGUAGCCUUACAAACCAACCUGUUACCAUGCAACUGAACCAUAUCACCUUCUCUAUCCAAUGAAGCUGCGUAGGAGCAGAAAUACAGAAUGCACAGCAGUGAACGUACACAUAAAAUGGAAAUGCUUCUGCUAUUAUUUUACCAGUUUUUUUUCUUUCCUGAAUAAAGAUAGAUGCAGGAUAGUAAACAGCAAGACAUGUGUAACUUGUAAUGCAUACUUUAUGGGGGAAGCAGACACCAGGAACUGACACAGUACUGCUGGCUGGUACACAGAGCUUUCCUGAAUUUUGAUAUUGCAUAUUGCUACAUGUAACAUAAUUUACAGCACAUAUCCUGAAGCUUCCCCCAAGGUUGAGUCUCCCCUCGUUUCCUCUCCUUUUUAUUGGCUUCAGUGCACUGUUGCCCAUGGCAACUCCCACGGCAGUGAUGGGAAUUCAGCACCGCACCACCUGACAUCCAGCUGAAGCUCUAACAAUGUCAACCAUCAAUCAAGUGACUGUUUGUAAUUGCCUCCAUCUAUUUCUCCUGUCUUUGGGUAGCUCGGCUAUUGUGGGUCAAAAUCCAGAAAGUGCUGACUAAUGUUAUGGUUCUGUUCCUCCAUCACAAGGAAGAAAAUGAGAGAGCACAGUUAGAUCUUUAUCAAAUUGUUCUCAGGCAAAAUGAGGCAGCCCUGCUGAAAUCAGGGGGGUCACAGCAGCAUAUCACAGAGCAGAAUUUGGUGUCUGAAAGUUAUACAGUUCAAUAUUAUUAUUUUAUAAAAGCUUUUUUUUUAAUAUAUAUACAGCUUAGGAAUCAGCAAAAGAUCCACAUUUUUGAGAGAAAAGGAAAACUCUUCAAGGAAGCAAAAAAGAAUCAAAUUCCAAGUUUCUCGUAUUAAAAAGGAUAGAAAACAGUUAUUAAUGAGUGCUUACAAGCUUUAUAGGCAGACACUGUAUCUGCUUUUCAUUCUCUCUGACUCCAAAACAUUCUUCCAGCAAUUUGGUCAGUUUUGACACUGUCCUGAGACACACACAGCACAGAUGAGAUGACUGGGGGUUAUGAAGUCUGAAUUCUUUUUUUUUUUUUCCCCCCUCCUUUCCCUGCCCAAUGCACAAGAUCACAACGCAUGAGAUAGGCUCCAUGGUUGCAUAUAAAGCACAGGGCCAGCAGGGUGAGGACAAAGGCAAGCAGGACCGAGAUCCCACUGUUACCUAGGCCAGUGCUGGUAGAUUGCUGCUUGGCCUCCCCCUGCAGAUACCCACCACAUGCAGUGGCUCAGUGACAGAGGAGUCCUCCACUUCUCUGCCCCUGCUGUCAGUGGAAAUUUUGCCUGCAACAGGGACUCAAGAAUUUGCAACUACAGUGCUAAAAUGGAGUUAGCACAAGGUGCAUCCAUAGGAGCUGCAUUCUCCUCAAAGGUGCUCUGAUUCAGUUUAGUUCUAAUGCAAUCUUCAAAAAUAGUUCAGGCCAGGCAGCAUUUCCACUCAGGAUUCCCACUUGUGAGACUGCUUACCAAAAUGAACCCUUCCUCAACAAGGAAGAACAGAUCUAAACGCUAUAGCAUCACCUAGGACAACCAGGAAGAUACCUGGCAUUCAGAUCCUGUUUGAUUCAGAGCGAGCUUCAAACUACAGGUGCACCUUGCUCCCCAGAAGGAGGCACAAGGGCAGCCUGUUUCUGCCCUUCUGCUGAAGCCCCUUACUCAUGCUUAUCGAGGAGAUGGGACAAUCAGCUGUAUGGUUCCUGCUUCAUGCCUGGGGAGCUGCACAAGGCUAAAAAGCACUGGUAGAAGAGCUCAGGAGGGGCUCCAGUGUGCAUCCUCCUAGGUUAAAGAAGAGCCCAGCAGUACAACUCUGCGACCACACCAGGAAGCCAAGUACUGCUCAAGGCUCAGAGAACUUGAACUGGAGACUCUCCUAUGGAGCAGACAGAAGAAGGAUUUCCCACCUCCUGAGAAUGAGACAACCAAGAGGUACUAGCCAUAAAAGACAGUUUGCCCCAAAACUCUGAUCAGGCCUUUCUUCCAGCCUAGGACCCACAAGCAAAACAAAACUUCCUAACUCGAUCAAGACCUAGACAGCUGCUUCUGGCAGGACAGUUUGGUGUCACAUACAAGGUUAGGCAACAGUACCUCAUGAAAGUUUAAUCUGGAUGCCUAAUGUGGCAAUCAGACACGUAACUCCCCAUGCAGCUCUGUCUUAGCCAGCUUGCUCUCCUUUGCCAGACCAGGGAUCUUGCUGAGAAGGUCAUUAGUAUGUUUAGUACCCUGCUGAAAAUAACUAGAGCGUAGAUGAGUGUGUUUCUUUUUAGCUCAGGUAUUCAUUCAGAUGGUGUCCUUGGUAUAGCAGCUGCAUUCUUGGGACUGGUGUCCUUGCUAAUUGCUCCUCCUUAUAGUGCACUGCUAUUUCAUAAUGUGCCCGUAGUUAUCAGCAAAAGCCAAUACUAGUAUUCACAAAUUGUUUUUGAAAACUGCAACCAGCAGUGCCUAAGAUAAUUUGUAAUAUUUAGACUAAUUGAUCCUAAUAGAAAAAUGGGAGUGUUUCAGUCUACAGGCCAAAUAUUUAUUUUUCCCUUCAUACAGUUAAACAAUUGGAGUUACAGACAGUUUACGCAUUGAGUGCAAUUUUAAGACAGGUUUAUUUUAAGGCCAUGUAAAAUAUUAAUAGACACUUCCAAUGCUUAGAAAGAUCUGGGAAAGAAAAUGUAAGAGUAAGACUUAUUUUUUUCAUUGGCUUUGUCAAAGAAACUGAUUAUUUCAAUAGUAAAAUGAUGUGAAUGGUUUCUAAGAAAACGGAAUUGGAGGUAAAUAGCAGGUGAAAUGAGGGAUUUUCAUUAUCUGAAUGUGACAGUAUUGAAAUCUGUACUGUGUAUUGAUCUAUAUCUUUUCUUUCUUAGAAUAUCUCAUAUUUAAUUACCAAUUUAUAAGCGUGUUGGAAACUGCAUCUUACAGUAGAGUGGAGAGUACCACUGUGAGCUCUGAACCUUCAUGUAUGGGCAACAACAGACACAUGCACACAAACAGUGUGUGCACUUUCUAAUGAAAGCGCAUCCUACUUACUUUUGAAAAUGCACAAUAAAUAUCCUUGCCCCCUUUUUCCCUUCUGCAUUUUAAGAUCAUUUCCCUCAUUGUUUUGCUUUAGUAGAUCAAACAACGCUGAUUCAGCUUUUUAAAGCAUGUUUUUGAAAUUAACAAUCUGGUUUUAUUGCUCUCUCUAAAAAUAAAUAAAUAAAUAAAUCACUUAAUUGUUCCUGUGAUUUUGACUUUUGUUUGUUUCAUUGAAAGUGUCUCGUCAGGAUGAAUCAAAGCUGUAUAUAUUGAUUUGUGAAUCACACAAAUAGAAGAACAAUGAAAACACAUGGAACCGAACAGCUCAAAUAUAACUUUUGAAACAUGACCUUGCAGCAGUCAUUCCUGGGAAGAAACCUAACUUCACCUGCUGCACUUGGCACUAUUAGGGAACGACCAGAAACCAGAUCAGGCCAAAGACCUCAACAGAACUUUUUACUUGUAUAGAAAUUAUAUACAUUAGUACAAGUCAGUGACACCAGAUGUAGCACUACUCAAUAGAAACACCGUAUCUACUUCCCUCCAAGGAAAAAUUACUGCUGAAAUAAGCAAUUUCAGAAAAGUAAGAAAAUAUUUGAUCUACUCCUUUGAAGUAGGAGAGCUGUCAUAUUCUAUUAAGAUACAAACAUCCUUCCAUCAGCUUUCACAAAUUUGAGCUCUUAAUGUAUUGUAAAAGGGAAAUUUCAUAUUCACAGAGUACAAUGCAUCAAUAAAGUACUUCCCAUCUUGUGUCCCAAGGUAACAUGUUUAACUUAAGCCUUUCUCUUACAGUGUAACUGCUCAGAAAUACUUAAGGCUAUUACUGAAGAUUUAUAAAAAAAAAAAAAAAAAAAAAGAUUUGGAAAAAAUGUAUAUCAGUAAAUUUAUUUAAUUUUACUUUUUGUGCUUCUCAGCUUCAGGAAAUACUGAACUGAGGAAAACAUUCAGCUCUAGGUAGUAUUUUAAGGACAAGAGAUCUAUUCUAGCUGAUGUGGAUAUUAUUAUUAAACAUUUCAGUUUACUGCUUAAAAGAUAAAGCACAAGGGGGAAAACAGAAAGCAGGCAAAUAUAGAUAAUGCAAUUUCUUUAUCUGGCAUAAGGUCUCAUUUGCGUCACAGCUGCUAGAAAAACAAGGACACAGCCAUGGCAAACCCAUCUCGUUCUGGCACUGAGAACCUACUUAGCACUGCUACCAGUAAUUAGCACACAGCAGAGGCUUGAAAGCACUGUAAUAAACAAUGAGAGGAAAAGAAGAAAUGCUGGGAAGGCAGAGGGGACAUAAGAGCAUGCAGUCAUGGGCAUCCAGCACUCGUAUGCAUCUGGUGCUGCACAGAGCACAGCUGCAGCCCACAGCCCCCUCACCAGCACAGUCAAAUAGCAGCAUCCAGGCUCAGCACUCCCACAGGCAAGUCCUGAUUCACUCAGAUCCACUUCUCCCCAUCCCAUGCUGCCCGGUGUGCCUGAGGGGUGGACACAGCUGAAUUUACCAGUGCCUCCACCUUGGUGCAGCCUUGUCCUAACCCUAGCUACACAUCUCUUCCAUUCCCUGCUGCUAGAGCGCAGACGAGGCCAGUGAGGGUAGCACAUCGCUGCCCUGGUGCUUCGGCCUUUCCAGAGAGCUGAGCAGGGUGAGCAGAGGAAGCCGUUUUCCCCAGAGUGACAGAUGAUGGCGAUUCUCGGUGACUGGAGGCAGCUGCUCCAAGUCUGUGAUCAGAUCCAUGCCGCUAAAUACAGAGGCCAGAG
Tympanuchus pallidicinctus (lesser prairie-chicken) is the source of this 9428-nucleotide messenger RNA. RefSeq names its product phosphodiesterase 11A (gene PDE11A). The coding region runs from base 301 to 2961 and encodes 886 amino acids. Gene Ontology annotation, molecular function: protein binding; 3',5'-cyclic-nucleotide phosphodiesterase activity. Lineage: Eukaryota; Metazoa; Chordata; Aves; Galliformes; Phasianidae. The record is from RefSeq and is a predicted model, not a curated record. The transcript has 20 exons. Gene Ontology annotation, biological process: signal transduction.